CAUCUCCCGUGGGAUGAUGAGAUGCUGGUGUUCGGAAGCAAUCGCAGCUUCAUAAGGAAGCUGGCCUCCCAUCUUCCCAUCCAGGCUGGCCGGAGAGUCUACCUCCCGCUGCUGUCGAUGACGGAAUAUCGGUACAACCCGGAGCGCGUGCGAGCAUUCGGCAGCAUGGAGUCUCUCGACUCGCUCUCCACCUACAGUGGCACGUGUAGUGAGGAUGCUAAACCCUCCAUCGCACCUCUCACCGACGUAGGCUGGCUCAACGAAGAGUGUGCAACGUCCACGAAACUAAGAGUGGAGAUGUUUGCUAACAACCUGAAGCAAUCCAGAGGUGCUAGUUGUCAGCCAGAUGAUGGUGAAUGCCCCAGAGCAAGCACGCCUAUAUUAGAGGUGUCUCAGCAGUCGUCGUUCACGUCGCACCGGUCCUUCAUGACAACGCAAUCGUCGUUCAGCGACCCGACCGCCAUGACGAAGAUCUCGGCAUUAGAGGACGAGCUGGUGACGCUACGGCAGCAGAUAGCUCUCAUUCUCACCACGCAGAAUGCAGCGCCGCACACGCCGUGUGCACCUCUUCCGACGCCGGUGACGCCGGCGGACCAGCAGACGUGCUUCCCUAUGCCCACCCCUCCUCCUCCUCCUCCUCCUGCUCCUAUAGCACCCCCUCCCCCUCCUCCUCUUGGUCUAUCGACAAAUACGUUGGUGCAGGAUUUAAUCAAACAGAGGAAAGGUGCUAAUCAAUCUAAAUCACCGGUAAAGAUGAUAAAGACGAUAAAUAUGUCCGAAGUGUUGCAAGGACUAGGAACUGUUAAACUACGUCAGAUAAAACGCUCACCAGGGGGCACCCCUGUGCGAAAGGACCCGUUACCCUGCAUCACACAGGACCCAACCAUGUUGAUUGCUCAGGCAUUGAAGAAGAAAUUCGCACAUUGCUACGUAUGGAGUCCAGACAAGGAGAAUCGGAUGUCUCCCGAGGGAAGUCCAGUAGAAAGGAGAACCCCGCCAUUCGGACCACACCUACUAAAGCCGAUGGUCAAGCGAAAGUCGGGGCUCACGGAGAGGCAGUCACUCACUUCCAGCCCUCUCACCGAGCUAAACAUAUGAUCGCCGCACGGGGGCGCCACAGGCACACUCGCUCGGAAGGAUUGCCGCACGGGGGCGCCACAGGCACACUCGCUCGGAAGGAUUGCCGCACG
This is a messenger RNA of Priapulus caudatus, 1190 nucleotides long. Its product is annotated as mitochondrial fission regulator 1-like. The transcript has 8 exons. Gene Ontology annotation, biological process: aerobic respiration; mitochondrial fission. The record is from RefSeq and is a predicted model, not a curated record. NCBI's taxonomy places the organism in Eukaryota, Metazoa, Priapulida, Priapulimorpha, Priapulimorphida, Priapulidae. Bases 22 to 1098 code for a protein of 358 amino acids. Gene Ontology annotation, cellular component: mitochondrion.